CUUUUCCACGUUUGCAAACGCCGGCGCGCGCCCAGGCCGGGACACACGCCGUCCGAGCUCCCGCGCGCUCUCUCCAGCUCCUCACCGCGCCCCCCCGCCCCCGGCUGCUCCUCGCUCCUUUCCUUGCUGCCCCCAAUGGCGCUCAGGGCCCGGAGCUGGCGGCCCCCGCCGCCGCCGCUGCUCCUGCUGCUGCUUUGGGUGACGGGGCAGGCGGCGCCCGUGGCGGGCCUGGGCCUGGGCCCAGACGCGGAGCUGCAGAUCGAGCGGCGCUUCGUGCCGGACGAGUGCCCGCGUACCGUGCGCAGCGGCGACUUCGUGCGUUACCACUACGUGGGCACCUUCCCCGACGGCCAGAAGUUCGACUCCAGCUAUGACAGAGACUCCACCUUCAACGUGUUUGUGGGAAAAGGACAGCUCAUUGCAGGAAUGGACCAAGCUCUGGUCGGGAUGUGUGUAAAUGAGAGGCGUUUUGUGAAGAUUCCCCCAAAGCUCGCCUAUGGAAGUGAUGGCGUUUCUGGUGUGAUCCCUCCAGAUUCAGUGCUUCAUUUUGAUGUACUCUUGAUGGAUAUUUGGAAUUCUGAGGACCAGGUUCAGAUUCACACUUAUUUCAAGCCUCCCAGUUGCUCACGGACCACCCAGGUGUCGGAUUUUGUAAGGUACCACUACAAUGGAACAUUCUUGGACGGGACACUCUUUGAUUCGAGUCACAAUCGCAUGAAGACUUAUGACACGUAUGUGGGGAUUGGCUGGCUGAUUCCUGGGAUGGACAAAGGGCUGCUGGGGAUGUGUGUGGGGGAGAAACGCAUGAUCACCAUCCCUCCUUUUCUGGCCUACGGGGAAGACGGAAACGGGAAAGACAUACCUGGACAGGCAUCUCUGGUCUUUGAUGUUGCGUUAUUGGAUCUCCAUAACCCCAAGGACGGUAUUUCCAUUGAGAAUAAAGUAGUGCCUGAAAACUGUGAGCGAAGAAGUCAAAGUGGGGACUUUCUCAGGUAUCAUUACAAUGGCACGCUUCUAGAUGGCACCUUUUUUGAUUCCAGCUACUCCCGGAACCGCACGUUUGACACAUACAUCGGGCAGGGCUACGUGAUUCCUGGGAUAGAUGAAGGUUUACUUGGUGUUUGCAUUGGAGAGAAGCGGAGGAUUGUGGUCCCUCCUCAUUUGGGGUAUGGAGAGGAAGGAAGAGGGAAUAUUCCUGGCUCAGCCGUGCUGGUGUUUGACAUCCACGUGAUUGACUUCCACAACCCCUCUGACUCCAUCAGCAUCACCUCCCACUACAAGCCCCCCAACUGCUCAGUGCUGAGUAAGAAGGGAGAUUACCUCAAGUAUCACUACAACGCCUCACUUCUGGACGGGACUCUGCUGGACUCCACGUGGAAUUUAGGCAAGACGUAUAAUAUUGUUUUGGGAUCUGGACAAGUCGUGUUGGGAAUGGACAUGGGUCUCAGAGAGAUGUGCGUUGGAGAGAAACGAACAGUGAUCAUUCCGCCCCACUUGGGCUAUGGGGAGGCUGGUGUAGAUGGAGAAGUGCCUGGCAGUGCUGUGCUCGUGUUUGACAUUGAGCUGCUGGAGCUGGUGGCGGGUCUCCCCGAGGGGUACAUGUUCAUAUGGAACGAUGAGGUGUCGCCCAACCUCUUUGAAGAAAUCGACAAGGAUGGCAAUGGAGAGGUCCUCCUCGAAGAGUUCUCCGAGUACAUUCACGCCCAGGUGGCAUCUGGUAAAGGAAAGCUCGCGCCUGGUUUUGAUGCUGAGAUGAUUGUGAAGAACAUGUUCGCCAACCAGGACCGGAACGGAGAUGGGAAGGUCACAGCAGAGGAGUUUAAACUCAAAGACCAGGAGACCAAACACGAUGAACUCUAAACUCGACACGGGCCGGUUGGUGCCAGGGAGAGCGUGACACCAAGCCACCUGUUGUGGCAGAAUGUCCAGUGAGGUGCGAGCUUCUCUUAGAAGGCACAUCAUUAGCAAGCAGUAGAUGGGUCACAUUGUCCCUGGUGCAUACAUCAGGGCAGGGGCGAUACACAGGGUGAGAAUUUUAGGCCAACUGCUGGUAGUACUAAACAAAAUCAGUGUGAAGUGCCUUAGCCUGGGACGUGCCGAGUAUGGAAAAGGCUGCACUGCCAACCUCACAUUGCUUGGUGAGCCUUCUGGGUUAUUUUGUUAGUAAAAGACAGUAGUGUCAUACAAAAAUUAUAACCAUCUUGGAUGGCAGAGAAAAAAAGUGUUCAGGGUGUUUAUGUAAAGAGGGUUUUUUUUUUUUUUUUUUUAAAGUUGCUAGUGUUUUAAACAUGUUCUCCAGAUGGGCAGGGAUGACAAAAGGCGUGUCUGGCAGGAUUCCCAGAAAACAGCUGUGGCCUUUACCAGCAGCUGUAAAGGCUCUGGUGAUACCCGGCUUCCCCUGCUGGCAGGUUUGCUUUUCCAGCUAAUCACACCCCUUUGUGGUCUCCAAUUGGCAGUGUGACUUUGAGUUUAAGAAGAGUCUGCUGGACAGAAAAACCAGGGGACCAAACAAAAGGGGUCUUGGACCACAGUAGAGAAUUUGAUUCUGCAUCUGCCGCAUAGAUCGUCCACUUGACUCUUUCUUACGUCAUGGUGUCCUGUAGAGCGCUCUCCUCCAAUCCGGAAUGGGUUUAUUUACGUAGAUAUAGGAGGCUGGUGGCUGGACUUCACUAGCAGUCAAAAAGGGAUUUCACUGUGGCAGAGACAGACAUGUAGCCCGGCAGGUGAUCUCCUGGGGAUCAACAAGGUGAUAUUUUUCUGCCAUUCAUUUGUGACCUGGAUAAGGCCGGGGCAUCUCUCUGCCAUAGGAAAACCUCUGCCUUCCUGUUCCCACGUUGCUGUCUUGUGGCCCCUGUUCCCAAGAGGUUGUGGCACUUACCCUGAAGUCAUCAAUGAUUUUUCCUUUUGAAAAUGGCUUGUUUUACUAAUUUAAACGAUUUUGUACUGAUGUAGCCCUGAGAUAGUUCAUGCAAAUGCUGUGCACUUGUUAAGUGAAAUAAAUGUUGGAAAACUGAUCUUUUCUUAUAUAAAAUAUUGAAUUAUA
Molecule: messenger RNA, 3043 nt
Organism: Loxodonta africana (African savanna elephant)
Lineage: Eukaryota; Metazoa; Chordata; Mammalia; Proboscidea; Elephantidae
Gene: FKBP9
Product: FKBP prolyl isomerase 9
Exons: 10
Coding region: 136-1860 (574 amino acids)
Cellular component (GO): endoplasmic reticulum
Molecular function (GO): peptidyl-prolyl cis-trans isomerase activity; calcium ion binding
Source: RefSeq, a predicted model, not a curated record